UAUGACAUCCCCGACUCCUACUACAAUCUCGACGAGGUUGAGGACCCCGCACCCGACGCUCUAAGGCGGUUUGCCUCCAACUACUCGCGCCGCUCGCAUGGCUCGUGGGGCUCCGGCUCGCGCAGCGAGCGCAACGAGAGGCGUGCGUCGCGCCAGCAAUCUGUCAGCUAUGAUGUUCCCGACUCGUGGCUUAACCUUGGCGAGGUGUCCGACACCGGGCCGGUGCAAUCUGUGGACGAGGAGUCUAUAUACCAAUACAGGAGCCUGGAGGAUGAGCGCGCGAGCACCCAGCAGUAUAUCGAGGGUAGGGCUGCCUUGAGGGCGUCAUCGUCUGGAGGAGGCGGCGCCCCAAGGGAUGUACAGGAGAAGCCCGCGAGGCCAGAAGGUGAGGUGCGGGUCUCUCGGUGGGCGGCACAACUCUACACCAUAUCGUACCUGGUGUUCUUCUCCCUCCUCGGAACCCUCGCCCGGCUUGGGCUGCAGUGGCUCACCAACUACCCCGGCGCCCCGGUCUUCCCCUCGGUCUGGUUCAACUUUGGAGGCAGCGUGGUCCUGGGCUUCCUGUCUGAGGACAGGAUGCUCUUCCGCGACGAGUGGGGUACGCCCACCUACGAGCUGGCCAUCCAGCAGGCCAGGAGCGCAGAGAGCAACGGCUCCGAUGCCACGGCCGUCGUGGACCUGGCCGCCGCGAAGAAGGCCCACCAGGCCGCAAAGAAGACCAUUCCGCUGUACAUCGGUCUGGCAACGGGCUUCUGCGGCUCUUUCACCUCCUUCUCGUCCUUCGUCCGUGACGUCUUUCUCGCCUUGUCCAACGACCUCACCGUGCCCGGCUCCACCGCUGCCACCGUCCCGCGGAACGGCGGAUACUCCUUCAUGGCCCUCAUGGCCGUCGUCAUCGUCACCGUCACCGCUUCCCUGUCGGGUCUCUUUAUCGGCGCCCAUCUCGCCAUCGUCUCGGAACCCACCAUCCCCUCCCUGCCUUACUCGUUCAUGCGCACGUUUGCAGACCGCCUCGCCGUCCUGCUGGGCUGGGGAUGCUGGGUCGGCGCCCUGCUACUGACCCUCAUGCCCCCUCACGACUAUUACCGUGGCGACGCGACUUUUGCGCUCCUUUUCGCACCACUUGGUUGCCUGGCCCGCUUCUAUGUCUCCCUGGCGCUCAACGGUCGCAGGUCCUCGUUCCCGUUGGGUACCUUUGCCGUCAACGUCCUCGGCACGGCCGUCCUAGGCGUGGCGUAUGACCUGCAGCGCGUCCCGCUCGGAGGCAUGAUCGGCUGCCAGGCCCUGCAGGGCGUCGAAGACGGGUUCUGUGGGUGCUUGACGACCGUAUCCACCUGGGUGUCAGAGCUGGCCUCCCUGAGGAGGAGCCACGCCUGGCUCUACGGCGCUGCCAGUGUGCUGGUCAGCCUCGGGGUGAUGGUGGCGGUCCUGGGCGGCCUGCGGUGGACCCAUGGCUUUGCAACCUUGCAGUGCGUGCAUUGA
Cryphonectria parasitica EP155 is the source of this 1482-nucleotide messenger RNA. RefSeq lists its product as uncharacterized. The transcript has 2 exons. Gene Ontology annotation, biological process: fluoride transmembrane transport. NCBI's taxonomy places the organism in Eukaryota, Fungi, Ascomycota, Sordariomycetes, Diaporthales, Cryphonectriaceae. The record is from RefSeq and is a predicted model, not a curated record. The annotation marks the transcript as partial. Gene Ontology annotation, molecular function: fluoride transmembrane transporter activity. Gene Ontology annotation, cellular component: membrane.